Scutellospora calospora is the source of this 731-nucleotide messenger RNA. The record is from the annotation of a GenBank genome assembly. Lineage: Eukaryota; Fungi; Glomeromycota; Glomeromycetes; Diversisporales; Gigasporaceae.
CUUUAUCAACCAAUGAGCGAUUUCAAUUAUUAUCGAAAUCUGCCAUGACAGCUCAACCGUCAAGUAAUGCACAACCCUCACAACGAGAACAAGUGCCCCGAGAUUCAAAGGUUAUGGAACUAAUCCUUCGCUCAGCAGGUGUCUCCGAUUUCGAACCAAAGGUAGUUCAACAGUUGCUUGAGUUUACUCACCGGUACACUAUAGAUGUUAUUCAAGACGCUGCAGCUUACGCUGAACACUCCGGAAAAAAUGAUAUAGACGACGACGAUAUUAAACUAGCGAUACAAGGUCGCAUUAACCAUUCGUUCAUUCACCCUCCACAGCAAGAGUUUUUGACACAACUUGCAAAAGAACAAAAUAAAGAACCAUUACCCCCAGCUCCAUUAAAAUAUGGUUUACGAUUACCUCCUGAACGACAUUGUUUGACCGCUUUAAAUUUCAAAAUUAUACCUGAGCCACCAGCAUUACAAUUCAUACAAGAAAAUCCUAUUAUAAAUCCUAUUAUAUCUUCUCAACCUGAAACUUCUCAAAAUGUUCCAGUUGAAAUAAAUGAUAUGAUGAUGGAGGUUCAAUCUAAUGAAGAUAUUCAAAUUGAACCCUCUGCUACACAAGACAAUUCAUCUCACGAUGGAGAAACUGAUUAUGAUAUGCCAGAUGCUGAGUCUCCUGAUCAAAUGAAUGAGAAUUGGAAGAGAGUAAGACCAGCAGAGGAUGAUAAUUAUGAUUUUUAG